This is a messenger RNA of Acaulospora colombiana, 781 nucleotides long. The record is from the annotation of a GenBank genome assembly. NCBI's taxonomy places the organism in Eukaryota, Fungi, Glomeromycota, Glomeromycetes, Diversisporales, Acaulosporaceae.
AUGUCGAACGUUAUUUCUUUCGAUGAAUUUCAAAUAAACAAGCCUGUUAGAACUAUUAAUUAUGGAACUAUAUAUAUAGCAUAUUGGAAGAAAAAGAAGUCUCAAGAAGUUGCGUUAAAAUAUCUAUCAGAAACUGAGGUGGACAUCAAUGACAUAUUGAAAGAGGUACGCGAAAUUAAAGAAAAAACACAUGAAAAUGUUACCAAAAUAUUAGGAGUUACCAAAGAUGAAGAAAAACAAGCAGUAGUAAUCGUGUUACAGAAAACUGAUAGUAACCUUCGUGAAUAUUUGAAAGGUAAAACCGAUGAUAAAUCUUUAGAGUUGAGGGAUAAAUUAAAAUUAGCAUAUGAGAUAUCAAGUGGAUUGAACUUUUUACAUUUAUCUGGCUAUGUUCACCGAAAUUUGGCCGUCAUUAUGGAUCCAAGGCUUUCUAUAAUUCUUAACGAAACCCAACCAUUAAACACAUUGAAAAACACAAUCCCCUAUGUAGCCCCUGAGAUUCUGGAAAAUAUAAAUAAUAUUCCAAAUUUUAAAAGUGAUGUUUACAGUCUUGGUGUAAUAUUCUGGGAGAUAUCAAGUGGGCACGAACCAUUUCAAAAUUAUGAUGGCAUGACCCUAAUUCAGAGUAUCAUAAACAACAACAAAAGAGGGUCACCGGAGGAUAUCCCUAAUGACUAUGUUGGACUAUACACGAAAUGUUUGGAUAGCAAUCCAGAUCUUCGCCCGAAUACGCAAAAUAUUUGCUUAAAACUGAAUGAUAUGCUCAAAGAGAAUCUUAAAG